Molecule: messenger RNA, 877 nt
Organism: Ahaetulla prasina
Lineage: Eukaryota; Metazoa; Chordata; Lepidosauria; Squamata; Colubridae
Gene: ATOX1
Product: antioxidant 1 copper chaperone
Exons: 4
Coding region: 154-360 (68 amino acids)
Biological process (GO): copper ion transport
Cellular component (GO): cytosol
Molecular function (GO): metal ion binding; copper chaperone activity
Source: RefSeq, a predicted model, not a curated record
AGCCACGGGUUAGAAAGGAGGAGCCGCGGCGUCGGCGCUGGUGCUGGGAGGAGCGAGCUCGGGUCUGAUCCGGUGGCCUUUCGUUUGCUGAAGCUGGGCUAGCAGUCGGGCUAGCCAAGGAGAGCGAGCGGGAAGGUUUCUGGAGGAGCAGCCAUGCCGAAACAUGAGUUCUUCGUGGAUAUGACCUGUGAAGGAUGCGUCAAUGCUGUUAGCCGUGUUCUCAACAAACUGGGAGGUGUUCAGUUUGAAAUUGACCUACCCAACAAAAAAGUGAGCAUUGAUUCUAAUCACAGUGUUGAUACGUUGUUGGAAACCCUGAAGAAAACUGGGAAAAAUACCUCCUAUCUUGAAGAGAAAUAAAUGUUAGAGAAAUGUUGCUGAUCGGGCUCUUUUACUUUAAGAAAGGUAGUCCUCAACUUACAACCAUUUGAAGUUAACACUGAUACUGAAAACUGACUUAUGAGCAUUUUUCACAUGACCACUGCUGCGGUCACGUGAUCAAAAUUUGAACCCUUGGCAACUGGCAUGUAUUUAUGUAUUUGCUGUAUAACUGGGGUCAUGUGCUCACCGUUUGCAACCUUUUGACAAGCAAAAUCAACGGGAAAGCCAGAUUCGUUUAACAACAUACCAACUGCAAUGAUUCACUUAAUAACUGUGGCAAGGAAGAUCGUAAAAUGGGGCAAAAUUGACUUAACAACUGUCUUGAUUUGCAGCUGAAAUUUUGGGCUCCGUUAUGGUCAUAAGUCAAGGAUUACCUAUACUGUGAACGUAUGGGCAUUUUAAAGUCUGAUAAUGUUAUCAUAAAUUUGCUUAAAGUAGAUGUGAUAUAUAGUUCCACCAGCAGGUGGAGAUCAUGUCUAAUUCUUUUACUUCCUCU